GAAGAAGAUCUAUGGAACAAUUCAUGCGUUGAGUCUUGCAGUUCUUGUUCUGAUGAACCUGAGUUUAGAUGUUCUGUUAUGAUCACUUCCAAUACAACAUUGUCUUGAGUAGAAGUGGAGUUCUUUCGGAAUGGCUGUGAUAAAGAUAUGUUUUCUAUAUCCCACUAUAGCGAAUAUCGAUCAACCCCCUAUCGGAAUCAAAACUCACGAUGUGUAUCGCCAUUUGAUCCAUCAACAUUACCAACCUAUCCCUCGCCAAUCAAAGAAGAAAUCCUCUCCGAAGAUGAGAAACCAGAUAUUUCGACCUCCGAUCUAUCCAGCGACAGCAGUGCCCUCAAGUGCCUAGAGAAAUCAGUUGAGAACAGCCUGAACAUAUCUGCUCCUGGAUCUCCAACACAGAAUACCAGCUCAGAUGCUGCAAACGAAGACUGCACGCAAACUGAAGAUUACAGUGUGCCCAGCUUGAACUCCCAUGGAAGAAUCAAGACAGUGAAAUGCAAACAUUGCCAAGCCGUGUUCAAUACCAAGCUUGAAUUCUGGAACCACCAAAGAGAUCAUAUCAAGCCGGAUAGGGUCUUAGAAUGCAAUAAAUGCCCUUUUGUGACAGAAUACAAGCACCACAUGGAGUACCACCUGAGGAACCAUGGUGGCGAGAAAUCUUACAAGUGCAAAAAAUGUGAUUAUAGAUGCGUGAAUAAAUCGAUGCUGAAUUCUCACAUGAAGUCUCAUUCCAAUAUAUACCAGUAUAGGUGUUCAAAUUGUCACUACUCCUCCAAGUACUGCCAUUCGCUCAAGAUUCACCUUAGGAAAUACCGUCACCAGCCAGCGAUGGUUCUGAACCCAGAUGGCACUCCUAAUCCGUUACCCAUCAUUGAUGUAUAAGGCACUAGGAGAGGUCCUAAAGUGAAGAACAACGACGGGAACGUACCGGUACCUUCUCCAAGAAAAUCGAGGAUUGAAAAUACUCAGUCUCAAAUGCCUCAACAGUCUCAAAUGCCCCAACAGUCUCAAAUGCCCCAACAGUCUCAAAUGCCCCAACAGUCCCAAAUGCCACCUGCUAAUCCUGCAAUGCAAGGGAUGAUGCCUUUUCCAAUGCUACUCCAAGAUCCCGAUCUUCAAUUCAAAUGGAUGUUGCAACAAGCCUUCAUCAUGCAAUCAAUUCAAAACAUGGUAAAUUUGGGUUAUCCAAAUCCUCUGGCUUCACUACCAUCCAGCACGCAACAAGAGCAGGAGAAGAGAGAGGAAAAUUCCGCCCUGGAUUUAUCCAGACCCUCUAACCCAGAUAAUUUCGGAAGCACUAACCUCAAAUUGGAUACUCCUUCUACUUCAGAUGAUGAAGAAGACGAAGAAGAGAACUUGAAACUUCUUUACAACGUUCAGGUGGAACAUAAUGUAGAUGAAUCUCCAA
Harmonia axyridis is the source of this 1408-nucleotide messenger RNA. Its product is annotated as protein hunchback-like. The record is from RefSeq and is a predicted model, not a curated record. NCBI's taxonomy places the organism in Eukaryota, Metazoa, Arthropoda, Insecta, Coleoptera, Coccinellidae. Gene Ontology annotation, biological process: regulation of transcription by RNA polymerase II. Bases 148 to 882 code for a protein of 244 amino acids. The transcript has a single exon. Gene Ontology annotation, molecular function: DNA-binding transcription factor activity, RNA polymerase II-specific; RNA polymerase II transcription regulatory region sequence-specific DNA binding.